Messenger RNA from Didymodactylos carnosus, 741 nucleotides. The record is from the annotation of a GenBank genome assembly. NCBI's taxonomy places the organism in Eukaryota, Metazoa, Rotifera, Eurotatoria, Philodinida, Philodinidae.
AUGUUUCUCUCCCGCGUAAAAAUCUAUCAAUCAUUAGAGAAUGAAGGUCUUAUAUCGAAAAUAAAAGCUCAACUACGUUCAGCUGUAUUUAAAACAAUUGAAAAAUCAGUCAUUCAACAAGGACAACAUCACCAAACAUGCACUCAAGGAAAUAGUCGUGAACAAGCGACUCAAACGAAUGUUUCUUUUGUAAAUUCUCAAUCGACAGAAUCUGAAAGUGACAUUGGAGCUGAUAGAAUGUAUAAAAUGUUAUUUGUUGUUAAUGGUUCAUUGAAAAUGGGUCCAGGUGAAAUGUGUGCUCAAGUGGCUCAUGCUGCAGUUGAUUUAUAUUCAAAAUUAAUCGAUCAACAUUCAAUGGACUUAAAUUUUUGGAUGAUGUUUGGCCAAACCAAAGUUGUUGUACAUGGAAAUUCAACAGAAGAAUUGAUUCAGAUACAAAAUAAAGCCUGUGAAACAAAAUCAAUCGUUACAACGAUAAUACAAGAUGGAGAUAAAACAGAAGUUAGAACAUCGUCUAUCACAUGUCUUGGUUUAUUUGGUACUAAUUCUCAGUUAGAUUCCAUAACGACUCAUUUAAAAUUAAUAUACGAUUGUUUAAAAUGUUCUAAUAAUGAUAUGACGAGCAAUGAAGAUGGUAGACAAAGUCAAACAAAACAGAAAAAUAAUACUAAAGAAGAAAAUUUGACAGAAGAUGCGAUAACAAUAGUGACCACUUCUCAAUCGGACAUAUCAGAUACAUAA